Molecule: messenger RNA, 891 nt
Organism: Fusarium proliferatum ET1
Lineage: Eukaryota; Fungi; Ascomycota; Sordariomycetes; Hypocreales; Nectriaceae
Exons: 5
Coding region: 1-891 (296 amino acids)
Molecular function (GO): oxidoreductase activity
Source: RefSeq, a predicted model, not a curated record
AUGGUAUAUUCCGUCACGGCUGAACUUUCGUUUCUCAAAGAUCACCCUCUCUACGAGGUGGAGAAGCCGUACCAGAUCAUCUCUGGUCUGGCAGCUUCCACUUGGCAGACAAACUGCGUCUUUGAAUCUGUUCCCGGAAUAAGAAUCAUAAAUUGCCGAGAUCAUAUGAGCGACUUCACAAUCGAGGCAAACGGAUUCGAGUUCUUUAAAUCGCCAAGUACUCACCUAUUGGACCACGGCUUUGUAGGAAGCCAAGAGAAAAAUAUUCGAGACGAGGCAAUUGAAUGCUACUUGCGCUCUACCAUCGCUCAGGCCCGCAAGAGAUUCAAUGCCACUGAGAUCUUUUGUUUUGAUUGGCGGGUCAGAUCUCGAGGAGCUAAAGAGCUACAGUCGGAGUCUGACGAGCAAGACAUCCGACAUCAUCUUCUCGAUGUAGCUCAUGUAGUACACCUAGACUUUUCUCUAGAUGGCGGUAAAACAGCUUUGACGAGGAAUUUGCGACGAGACGAGCUUACCCGAUAUAGCACGAAUGAAUAUCGUGUGCGAAUAAUCAACAUCUGGCGUCCCAUCAAUGAUGUCGUAUAUGAUUGUCCAUUAGCUUUCUGUGACCCGCGGACGAUCGACCCUCGAGACCUUCGUGAUGUGGACAAGGUUCACCAAGAUCAUGUGGAAGAGAGUGCGUAUUUGACGCACGCAGAAUCACAGCAGUGGUACUAUCUACAUGAACAGUCUAAGCAUGAGGCUGCCGUAUUUUUAACGUGGGAUAGCGACUCUGGUGGAAAGCUCGUGACGCCGCCUCACGCCGCGUUUCUGAGUAAACCUGAAGGGCCUGCGAGAGUAAGUGUUGAGGUGCGACUGAUUGUUGUGACGAGCAAACAACAUGAACAAUAA